This is a messenger RNA of Pleurotus ostreatus (oyster mushroom), 1413 nucleotides long. RefSeq lists its product as uncharacterized. NCBI's taxonomy places the organism in Eukaryota, Fungi, Basidiomycota, Agaricomycetes, Agaricales, Pleurotaceae. Bases 1 to 1413 code for a protein of 470 amino acids. Gene Ontology annotation, cellular component: fungal-type vacuole. The record is from RefSeq and is a predicted model, not a curated record. Gene Ontology annotation, molecular function: aminopeptidase activity; zinc ion binding. The transcript is spliced from 7 exons. Gene Ontology annotation, biological process: proteolysis.
AUGAUGCUAUACCCAAACGCUCCCGAGGCUGCAAGCCGUUUCCUCAAGUUCGUCAACGCUUCUCCGACACCCUUUCAUGCUGUCCAGAAUGCCGCGCUCCGAUUGGAGAAGGCAGGCUUUUCGAAGAUCUUAGAAAAGGAUAAUUGGGAUGGCGUUGUGAAGGCUGGUGGCAAGUACUACUUCACCAGAAAUCAGAGUGCGCUGGUUGCGUUUACUCUCCCACAGCAAUGGAAACACGGUGCUGGAUUGAGUAUAGUCGCUACUCACGUCGAUAGCCCGAAUCUCAGAAUACGCCCCAUUUCCAAGAGGACGAAAUCUGAUUACCUGCAGGUCGGCGUUGAGACUUACGGUGGUGGCAUCUGGCACUCCUGGUUCGACCGUGACCUGUCCAUCGCCGGGCGUGUAGUCGUCGCCGACAAGUCCGGUACAUACUCUUCGAAACUCAUCAAGAUCGAGCGGCCAAUUCUGCGGAUCCCCACCCUUGCCAUUCAUUUGGACAGGAACUCUGCGGCUGAUUUCAAAUUUAAUACCGAAACGGAGUUCACGCCCAUUCUCGGCCUGAUCUCCUCUCAAUUGAAUGCACCAACAACCGAACCGGAAAAGAAGCCCGAGACUAAACCAGCAUCGAGCAUUCAGGAUUAUCAUCAUCCUGCCCUACUUUCGUUGCUGGCUGGCGAACUGUCCGUGGCUCCCGAAGAAAUCCACGAUUUCGAACUACAAUUAUACGAUACCCAGCCUUCUGUCCUUGGUGGAAUCAACAAUGAAUUUAUCUUCAGCCCCCGGAUGGACAAUCUCGUCUCUUCGUUCUGCGCAGUGGAAGCCUUGGCUGACCACGCAUCCACUCAAAGUUUCCCUACGCUGGAAGGCAACGUCAACUGCAUCGCCCUAUUCAACCACGAGGAGAUUGGCAGCGUUUCCACCUCAGGCGCAGAGUCUAACCUUAUCCCCUCGCUGCUCUCUCGCUUGUCCCCCACCGCUGAAACACACUCGCAGUCCAUAUCCCGCUCUUUCCUCAUUUCAUCUGAUAUGGGCCACGCGCUCCACCCCAACUACACCUCCAAGCACGAGGACAACCACAAGCCACAAAUGAACGCCGGCAUUGUAAUCAAGACGAACGCCAAGCAGCGAUAUGCUAGCGACGCCAUUGGCUCGUUCCUUGUCAGGAAGCUCGUGGAACGCAAGGGUGGCAAGGUGCAGGAAUACGAAGUUCGAAAUGACAUGGCUUGUGGUUCAACGGUUGGCCCCAUGCUCUCGGCACUUGGUCUUAGAACCGUUGAUGUCGGAAACCCAAUGCUGUCCAUGCAUUCUAUCCGUGAAACUGCUGGCGCACACGAUGUGCAGCAUGCCAUUGAUCUGUUCGAAGCGUUCUUUGAAGGCUUCGCGGAGCUCGACCAAAAGCUCACUGUAGAGUGA